UCCCUUUCUGUCGGAAAACAUGGCGCUGUGCUUUGUUUGAUUUCACUGGGUAGCUUCGGGUUUCCCCCCCUCCUUCCACCUUUUACUGGGAAACGAACAGAGUUUGUUUUACUCCGGAGAUGCCCAGAUCUUGUGCGUUUCUUCUUAGAAGGAAAUGAGCACCGAAAACGGCAGAUCGAGCAAGCUGACUGCACUGGUGACAAAACUUCAUGAAUCCUUGGAUCAUUCUCCAGAGGAAAAAACUGCUACAUCUCAAGUUGAUGAAAUCUCCAGUGGUAAAAUGGCCUCCAGUGACUCAAACCUCAAUGAGGAAAUAAUGGAACAAGUACAGCCCAGUUGUUCUACUGAAGUUCCAAAGGCCACACCACGCUCAAAAAGGAAGCCUGCAGUUGUAACAAAACAUACAGCUGUAAAUGAGGCCGAAUCUGCAGAUGAAUGUGAGCAAGAUUGUGUCGCUGAUAAUACUAAUGAUGCCACAAUUGAUAUGGAAGAGAUACCAGAAGAUGUCGUUGUGGUGAAGCCAGAACCUGUCAACAAUGAAGGAAAAGAUGAAUUCAAAGGCCCAGAGUUCCGUAACAAAGGAGGGAGCAAAGUCAAGGAAGAGAGUCAGAGGCGGCGUCCUGAUGAGCACCUUGAAGAGAUUAGGUCCUCGAGAGUUAAUUGCACUGCGUGUGGGCAGCAAGUCAAUCAUUUCCAGAGGGACUCUGUGUAUCAGCAUCCUGUGCUCCAAGUUCUUCUCUGUAAAUCCUGUUUCAAGUAUUACAUGAGUGAUGACAUCAGUAAGGAUGAAGAUGGAAUGGACGAACAGUGCAGGUGGUGUGCUGAAGGAGGAAAUCUCCUUUGUUGUGACUAUUGUAGCAAUGCGUUUUGCAAAACAUGUAUUCUACGUAACCUUGGAAGAAAGGAGCUGUCUGGAAUCAUGAAUGACGAUCAUAAGUGGCAUUGCUAUGUGUGCCAACCUGAGCCACUUCAAGACCUUGUUGCAGCUUGUGAGAAGGUUCUGAGAAAUCUGGAAUGUAUGAAAAAGCCAAAGGGAGACCAUGACAAACCGAGACGUGACAGUAUGAAGCACAAACAGGGCAAAGUUAAAAAUUCAGCUCUCAAUGGAAAGGAUGUUAAUUUUGAUGGAUCAGGGACACUAACCUUUUCUUACAAAACAUUAAAGGUUCCAAAAGAACUGGUCAAGAAGACAAAGAAACUGAUUGAGACAACAAAUGGCUUGAACAGCACAUUUGUGCAGUUUAUCCAGCAGGAACCGGUCUACCUUGGUGAUAACGUUGUCCGGCACAGGCAUUUGAAAGCGUUCAGGUCUGUUUUGGCUGACUUGAAAAAGGUCCAUGCGUCUUUAGAGGAAGCGCUAGAUGAAGAGUUUAGAAACCUAGAGGUCUGCAGCAGAGAGGAAAACAGGUCAGCGGUUAAUCCGAAUGUAUCUAACACAGUCCCCAACUCUGAGCAUCUUGACCAGAGUCAAGAUACUCGGGUGGUUCUGGAUGGCACCACAGAUCAGGUUCCAGUAGCGUCAGAAGACAACAUGGAUGAGGAAAACACAGUUCCAGCUGAUGUAGAAAUGGCAGAAGAAGCCGUAUCCUCAGCAGAAAUUCCAGCCAAUGAAUUUGUAGAAAACGAAGCUACUGCGAAUGUUGAUAACGGUGAACCUGACUGUGAAGAUGAUGGAUCAGCAGCAGGUGAAGUCUCUCUUGACAAAGACAUUGUGUCUAUACCUCCAUCUGUUCCUGAGGAACUCUUUGAGAUGGUUGAGAGUCUUUCAGAUUGUGUAAAACAAGAGGGUGAAAAGGACUCUCUUGAUUCUCCAGACAGUACAUCAAGUAAGACCUCACUGUCUGAUGGAAAGUCAACAGAAUCCACUAAGAGGUCUGCAAAGAUGAGUAAAAAACUUGUUGUAAAGCUCACCCCUAUUCCUCUUAAAAUUACCAUCAAGAAAGAUGAAAGCAAGUCCCAGUCGAAAGAAAAAGAUGGUGCUCUGUCACCAGACGAAAGCAGGCGUUCCCCCAGGAUGAAGACCACCCCUCUACGCAAGUCAUGUGAAGGGAGGAGUCAGAGUAGAUCCGAUGGUACAAGAGCAAAUGACGACUGUGACACUUCACAGAUUCCAGUUUCAGCCGGUAUGUCGGACUCUGAUUCGGAUGAAGUCCCCGAAGUCCUCCGGCAGGUAGAAGACAUGGAGGCUGGCUCAGACGAAGAGGAGGCAGAGCCUAACAGCAAGUCUGUGGAUAACGCUGCACGGAAAGAUUCCACUGACCAGCCCUCUGAAAAGACAGUGAAGCGCAAGCUCAUUGCAUCCUCCUCAGAUUCAGAAAGUGGUGUGAAGUCAUCGACAGUAAAGAAACAAGCUGCCAAAAAAAAGAAGGCUCAAGAAUCUGAUUCAUCCAAUCAUGACUCAGAUCUUGAGAAGGAGCUCAAGAGUUUAAGCAAGCUGAAUACUACGAAGAAAUCGUCUAAACGAGGCAAGGACGAAGAUGCGAGCAAGAAGGAGGGGGAUGAGGCCAAGAAGGAAGGUCAAAAAGGUCCGAAGAGAUCAUUUGCGCGUAAACGGAGGUCACAGAAAGGUAAAGAAAAGGUCACAAUGGAUUCGUCCUCCAGUGAGGAAGAGGAGGAGCAGGCAGCAGACUCCGGGGAGGAUAGCAGCGAUCAGCAGAAGAUAAAACCUAUUCUCGAGUCUGUGAUGCCCCACACGGAUGCUUUCCAUCAGUCAUCAGGAGAUGAAGCUCAAGUGAAGGACGAACCCACUCAACUGGUUGAUGAUGACGACGACCCUGAGAAUAGAAUUGCCAAGAAGAUGCUGUUGGCUCAGAUCAAAGCCAAUUACUCAUCAGGGGAUGACAGUUCUUCAGAAGAUGAAGACAGCAAAAAAGACAAAGAUGAAAAAUCUUCAACAAAAGUGAAGACUGAUGACAGUUCUGAGGGUGAAGGAGAAGAGGAAGAGGACUCUGGGUCAGAAGUGGAUGUGAAAAAGGCCGGACGGAGACACCGGUUGCUUCGCAAGAAGCUGACGCUAAGUGAGGGCGAGUCUGACAAUGACAAGCCAACCAAGAGCAGUAAAGAGAUCAAGAGAAGAGGAAGACGGAAAGUGAGCAGUGAUGACUCUGCUGAUUCAGACUUCAAACGGUCUGGUUCUGGGAGUGAGUCAGCACUGAGUGAGGAAGUGAGUGAAGAUGAGGAGGAGGAGGAGGACAAGAGCAACAAGCGGAGAACACGAUCAUCCAAAAAAGCUGAGAAAGAUGGCGAAAGGAGUUACCAGAAAGAGAAGAAGAAAAAGCGGCGGCGGAUUAAGGUUCAAGACGAUUCCUCCAGCAAUAAGAGUGCUGAGGAAGGGGAAGAGGAAGGCGGAGAAGGGGAUGAAAAGGGCACACCAAAGGGCCGCAAGAAGAUCCGUAAGAUCCUGAAAGAUGACAAGCUGCGCUCUGAGACCCAGAAUGCUUUGAAAGAGGAAGAAGAGAGACGUAAACGAAUAGCUGAAAAAGAGCGGCUGAGGGAAAAACUACGAGAGACAAUCGUGGUGGAGGAAUCGUCGCAGAUCACCUGUCCCAUUACUACAAAACUGGUGCUGGAUGAGGAUGAAGAGACCAAAGAGCCACUUGUCCAAGUCCACAGAAACAUGGUGACCAAGCUGAAGCCCCACCAAGUGGAUGGUGUGCAGUUUAUUUGGGAUUGCUGUUGUGAGUCUGUGAAAAAGACUCAGAAGUCAGCUGGCUCUGGCUGUAUCCUUGCACACUGCAUGGGUCUGGGCAAAACCCUUCAGGUGGUGACGUUUCUCCACACUGUGCUUCUGUGUGAGAAACUUGACUUUUCAACAGCUUUGGUGGUGUGUCCCCUUAACACCGUCCUCAACUGGCUAAAUGAGUUUGAGAAGUGGCAAGAGGGCUUGAAAGACGAGGAAAGCUUAGAGGUGACUGAGUUGGCCACAGUGAAAAGGCCUCAAGAGCGAGCAUACGCCCUGCAGCGCUGGCAUGAAGAUGGUGGCAUCAUGAUCAUCGGUUACGAAAUGUACCGCAACCUAACACAAGGCCGGAACAUCAAGAGCAAAAAGCUUAAAGAGACAUUCCAAAAGACCCUCGUCAACCCAGGUCCAGACUUUGUUAUUUGUGAUGAGGGCCAUGUGUUGAAGAAUGAAGCCUCAGCCGUGUCCAAAGCCAUGAAUGCCAUUAAGACCCGGCGAAGAGUGGUACUGACUGGAACUCCGCUUCAGAACAACCUGAUUGAGUACCACUGCAUGGUGAACUUUAUCAAAGAAAACUUGCUGGGCUCUGUGAAAGAGUUUAGGAACCGUUUCAUCAACCCCAUCCAAAAUGGCCAGUGCGCUGACUCCACGCUGGCUGAUGUGCGUCUCAUGAAGAAACGAGCACACAUUCUCUAUGAAAUGCUGGCAGGAUGUGUCCAAAGAAGAGACUACACUGCACUUACCAAGUUCUUGCCACCUAAACAUGAGUAUGUGCUCGCAGUGCGGAUUAUGCCAGUGCAGUGCAAGCUGUACAGAUACUAUCUGGAACACUUUACAGGUGUCGGUUCUGCCUUGGAGGGGGGAAGAGGACGUGCAGGCACAAAGCUUUUCCAGGAUUUCCAGAUGCUCAGCAGAAUCUGGACACAUCCUUGGUGUCUCCAGCUGGACUAUAUCAGUAAAGAAAACAAGGGGUAUUUUGAUGAAGACAGCAUGGAUGAAUUCAUUGCGUCUGAAACAGAGGAGUCCUCAAUGAGUCUGACUUCUGAAGACGAGAAACCCAAAAGGAAGAAGAAACGGGGGAAAGGCAAAGGUGAGAGCUCGGACAAGUCCGACAGUGACGAUGUGGAGGUGAUUAAGGAAUGGAACACGAGCUCCCGUGGAGGAAACCCAGAGGGGAGGAAUAGAGCUGAGCCUGUAGAAGAAGUUCGUCCCAGCAACUCGGCUCCUGGCAGCCCGUCUCCUGACUGGUACAAGGAGUUUGUGAGCGAAUCGGAUGCUGAGGUUCUGGAACACUCCGGAAAAAUGGUGCUUUUGUUUGAAAUUCUGCGAAUGGCAGAAGAUGUGGAAGAUAAAGUUUUGGUGUUCAGUCAGUCACUCAUUUCACUGGACCUCAUUGAGGAUUUCCUGGAGUUAGCUAGCAGAGCCAAAGAUGAGGGGAAAAACUCUCCUUACAAAGGUGAGGGCAAGUGGUUCAGGAACAUUGACUACUACCGAUUAGAUGGUUCGACUAAUGCCUUGACGAGGAAGAAAUGGGCUGAGGAAUUCAAUGACACCAGCAACAUUCGGGGUCGUCUUUUUCUCAUCUCUACAAGAGCUGGCUCUCUAGGGAUCAACCUAGUGGCAGCAAACCGGGUCAUUAUCUUUGAUGCCUCAUGGAAUCCAUCUUAUGACAUUCAGAGCAUUUUCAGGGUUUACCGCUUCGGCCAACUGAAAACGGUGUACGUCUACAGGUUUUUGGCACAGGGAACCAUGGAGGAGAAGAUUUAUGAUAGGCAGGUGACCAAACAGUCCCUGUCGUUCCGUGUGGUGGACCAACAACAGAUUGAGCGCCACUUCACCAUGAACGAACUGACUGAACUCUAUAGUUUUGAGCCAGACCAGCUGGAUGACCCAUCGGAAAAGAAAAGCAAGCGGUCCACACCCAUGUUACCCAAGGACCCUUUCCUGGCCGAGCUACUUCACAGCUUCAAAGAUCAGAUUGUAGGUUACCAUGAGCAUGAUUCCCUACUGGAUCACAAAGAGGAGGAGGCUUUGAGUGAGGAGGACCGUAAGGCUGCCUGGGCCGAGUAUGAGGCAGAGAAAAAGGGUCUCUCCAUGCGUUUCAACCAGCCGUCAUAUCCUUCUGUAGGCAUUGGCUCAAACUACUUCCCCUUCAACGUGGCAGCUCUGGCCUCCAUGUCCAACCAGCAGCUGGAGGAACUGAUCAACCAGGGUCGACAGAAGGUGCUGGAGGCCACCAGCGCUCUGAAGUCUUUGCCCAGGGAGCCUCUUGAGGAUAUUAUUGGGCAGUUGUGGAAGGAGAAUCCCAAUCUGACCGAGACGCAGGUGCAGGGCAUGGCUCUGGCCAGACAGGCAACCUUUGAGAUGGAGAUGAAACACCGAGAAGCCGUGUACCGAGACGUUCUCAAUAAGCAACAGACGCUGAUGAUGUACGUGCAGAAGGUGAUUGCCAAUCGCAAAGUUCAGGAGCAGCAGAUGGCACUUGCUAGGCAGGGACUGCUGAUGAACCAGCUGGCCCUUCAGAAUGGCAUUGCUGGGGGAAUGAGUCAGAUGGAACUGCUGGGUCUGUACCAACAGCUGGGUGCUCUCCAGGGUCUGCCAACCUCCCAGAUCGGCAAGAACCCGGGGCCCUCCAAGGGCCUGUAGAUGCCCUCACUAAAACCAUGCCCCUUUUUUGGCCAGAUCCUGUGUGGGUAUCCCAGAAAUGACCAACUCGGACCCAUUUUUUGCCCCUUUUGAGCCCCCGUGUAGAAAUCUGGGAUGGAUAUCUAGAAGACUUUGGCAGUAUGGUUUGUAAUUCUCUGUAUAUACAGCCUUAGUGUUUAAGUUUUAUUCUUUUUUUUCCCCUCAACAUAUUUAAAAUAUUCUCCCAAAAUGCUCUUAAGCAUUUGCAUUGUUCUUUUCCCCUUAAAUAAGGGCUGUGCAUUAUUUUAUUUUUUUUAUAAAGGUCAAGGAAAAAAAAAGCAAAACUUACAACCUCUGUGGACCAUAGUGUUGCUCAUUACAUAUGUUCUAAGUGAUCUAGAAGAAUUGUAUUAGGUACUGCAUAAUAUCUGUCUACUAGUGGAUGAUCAGUGGUGCUGUGAAAGCCCAGUGCCCAAUACGCAUUGUUCACCUUAAACAAGGGCAGAGAGAUGCAGUGAUGGCCUUACAUCAAUGGUUUGUUGUUUUCAAACACACUGAACAGACUCUUCUUUUCUAUUAUGCUUUUAGGCUUUUACACUUGUUGUUGCUUAACUUGUAAUGGAAUGCCUGUGUUGUUAAAACUGCUUGCCAGAUUCCCUGGAUUUUUGUAUCUUCUAAUUCCUUGUUGUAAAGUGAUGCUUAGCAUAGUGUUGUACUGUUCAUUUGUUUUGUUCCUCUCGUCUUGGCAGGGUCUCGUCUCUGAGAUGACUGGUUGUGCUCCUGUAAUUUAAAGGCAAAUUUUAAUGGUUAGGCUGCAUCUGUCAUGUAAUGCGAACUAACCAUACUAGACUGGCCCUCAGGCUACCGUACUCUACUCUCAGCACAUUUAUAAAUGGCAUAGAUGUUUCUAAAUUGGAUUCUAGUUUGCACAGGGUGCACAUCAGAAAUGUAGAUCAGCUUUUCAUUUUUCUCACGAUGUUCUCAUGUUAGCGAAUAUACCCACUUGUUUUGCCAUUUACCUGAUCUACUAUUUACUAGAAUAAGUAUUUAAUAUUGCAUUUAAAUAAAGUGACCAAAAGGGUGAUUUUGCA
Neoarius graeffei (lesser salmon catfish) is the source of this 7395-nucleotide messenger RNA. It is a transcript of the gene atrx, whose product is annotated as ATRX chromatin remodeler. The transcript is spliced from 35 exons. Gene Ontology annotation, molecular function: ATP binding; ATP hydrolysis activity; ATP-dependent chromatin remodeler activity. Bases 155 to 6325 code for a protein of 2056 amino acids. The record is from RefSeq and is a predicted model, not a curated record. Lineage: Eukaryota; Metazoa; Chordata; Actinopteri; Siluriformes; Ariidae. Gene Ontology annotation, cellular component: nucleus.